CCCACAACUUUCUGUCUCUCUCUCUCUCUUCAUCCUCACCUACGCUCUCCUCUCUCUUUAAUUUGAAUAUCUUGAUCAACUUGCAGACGCGCAUUGUAUUUUUGUUUUCCAUUUAUCACUGUUUGUUACAAAACCCACCAAAGCCAAAACCUUUAGCUCUCCAUCUUUGAUUUCAUCCAUUUUCUUAUUCUCUAAUGCCCUUUUGAUCAAUCCGUCAUUCCAGGGCAGCUGGUGAUUGCUUUUGCUAGCAUGGCAUCAAGUAAUUUAUUCUUUGAUGAUAUACGGAGCAAAGUUGAUGUUGAUCCUCCUCAAAAUGAAGAGUCAACAGAUGUUGGUGAAUUAGUAAAUGAUCCUGGACAAACUACACUUAAACCUAAUGGUACUGUUUCAAGCAGUGUUCGUGAGCUUUUAGAGUGCCCUGUAUGCUUGAAUGCCAUGUACCCUCCAAUCCAUCAGUGUUCAAAUGGUCACACAAUAUGCUCUGGUUGCAAACCCAGGGUCCAUAACCGGUGCCCUACUUGUAGGCAUGAGCUUGGCAAUAUCAGAUGUCUGGCACUGGAGAAAGUGGCUGCAUCUUUGGAACUUCCCUGUAAAUAUCAAGGUUUUGGGUGCAUUGGUAUAUAUCCAUAUUACAGCAAGCUAAAGCAUGAAUCACAAUGUGCAUAUAGACCUUACAACUGUCCAUAUGCUGGUUCAGAAUGCUCUAUUAUGGGUGAUAUACCCUACCUGGUGGCUCAUCUGAAAGAUGACCACAAAGUGGACAUGCACAAUGGUAGCACUUUCAACCAUCGCUAUGUCAAAUCAAAUCCACAUGAAGUUGAAAAUGCCACAUGGAUGUUGACGGUCUUCAGCUGUUUUGGUCAGUAUUUUUGUCUACAUUUUGAAGCUUUUCAGCUUGGAAUGGCUCCUGUCUACAUAGCCUUUUUGCGGUUCAUGGGUGAUGAUAAUGAAGCAAAGAAUUAUAGCUAUAGUUUAGAUGUAGGUGGGAAUGGGAGGAAGAUGAUUUGGCAGGGUGUGCCAAGAAGCAUCAGGGACAGCCACCGCAAGGUUCGUGACAGUUUUGAUGGUCUCAUCAUUCAGAGAAAUAUGGCCCUUUUCUUUUCUGGCGGUGACAGGAAGGAGUUGAAGUUAAGGGUUACUGGUAGGAUUUGGAAAGAACAAUGAAUGGAUAGGAGAUGAUGUCCUUCAACUAUCAAUGAUAUUUAGGCCAAUAGUUUGUAGUGCAAAGUCGUUUCUUGUAGUGAUAUGUACCUUCUGGUCAUGUAAUUGUCUUUUGCAACUUAGGAGGCAAACUCUCUUUGCUUAUCCUCACAUCAAGUACAUGAACAGGAAGUUGUACAUCGUAUCAUUAUGAUAAUAGAGAUGUAGAACCUUAAUUUGCUCUCUCU
This is a messenger RNA of Vigna umbellata (rice bean), 1388 nucleotides long. Lineage: Eukaryota; Viridiplantae; Streptophyta; Magnoliopsida; Fabales; Fabaceae. The record is from RefSeq and is a predicted model, not a curated record.